Trichosurus vulpecula (common brushtail) is the source of this 615-nucleotide messenger RNA. Its product is annotated as high mobility group protein B3-like. The coding region runs from base 22 to 615 and encodes 197 amino acids. The record is from RefSeq and is a predicted model, not a curated record. Gene Ontology annotation, biological process: regulation of transcription by RNA polymerase II. The transcript has a single exon. Gene Ontology annotation, molecular function: DNA binding, bending. NCBI's taxonomy places the organism in Eukaryota, Metazoa, Chordata, Mammalia, Diprotodontia, Phalangeridae.
CAAUUCAGUUACACACUAGAGAUGGCUAAAGGUGACUCAAAGAAACCAAAAGGCAAAACGUCUGCUUAUGCCUUCUUUGUACAAACAUACCGUGAGGAACAUAAGAAAAAAAAUCCUGAAGUUUCUGUCAAUUUUGCAGAAUUUUCAAAGAAGUGUUCAGAAAGAUGGAAGAAUAUGUCUGGAAAGGAAAAAUCCAAGUUUGAUGAAAUGGCAAAAGCUGAUAAGUUGCGGUAUGACAGGGAGAUGAAGGAUUAUGGACCAGCCAAAGGAGGGAAAAAAAAAAAGGAUCCUAAUGCUCCCAAAUGGCCCCCAUCUGGGUUCUUCCUAUUCUGUUCAGAAUUUCGCCCCAAGAUAAAAUCUACAAACCCUGGGAUAUCCAUUGGGGAUGUAGCAAAAAAACUUGGUGAGAUAUGGAAUAAUCUGAGUGAUGGUGAAAAGCAGCCAUACAACAAUAAGGCAGCAAAACUGAAGGAAAAAUAUGAAAAGGAUGUUGCUGAUUACAAAUCCAAAGGAAAGUUUGAUAGUGCAAAGGGAAUACCUAAAGUUCCCUGGAAAAAGGUAGAGGAGGAAGAAGAGGAGGAAGAGGAGGACGAUGAAGAAGAUGAUGAUGAAUAA